Messenger RNA from Trichomonas vaginalis G3, 1080 nucleotides. Its product is annotated as ribonuclease inhibitor domain-containing protein. The record is from RefSeq and is a predicted model, not a curated record. The transcript has a single exon. The coding region runs from base 1 to 1080 and encodes 359 amino acids. Lineage: Eukaryota; Parabasalia; Trichomonadida; Trichomonadidae.
AUGCAAGAAGAAGCAGUAGAAUGUGGACUUGAAGAUGAUUGCAUUUUCCCAUCAACAUUAACCUAUUUCAUUAGAAACUCUUUAGUUGGAUAUGUUAAUACAUUGAUAUUUAAUGCAGAUGAUAUUAUAGUCGAAAAAACUAAAUUUACUGCAUUUUCAAUGAAACACCUUAUAUUUAAAGGAAAUACAGCCUUUAUUAACGAAGAAACAUUUAGCAAUUGUUAUAGUUUAGAAUCUGUAAUAUUACCAAAAGAUAUGCCAAUUAUUAAAGCUGAUGUUUUCCGUUAUUGCAUUAAAUUGAAAAGCGUUCAAUUUCCUGAUAAUCUAGAAACUAUUAGAUCAUAUGCUUUUGAAUCCUGUGAAAGUUUAAACACAAUUAACUUUUCAAAUACACUUUGGGAAAUAUUUGAAGGAGCUUUUAGUUCAUGUACAUCAUUAACAGAACUUAAUUUUCCUAAAUCUCUAAAUGCAUUUAGUUAUACCUCAUUUAUGGGAUGCAGUAAUCUUACUUUAGUCAUAUUUAAUUCAAAAGUCAAAAUCUUCGACUAUGCCUUUUAUUCAUGCUAUAAUCUCAAAGAAAUAAGAUACAAUUCUUCCCAGAUAGACCAAAUUUAUAUUUCUUACAUGGUACCAUAUAUAAAUUUAGUGAAUGUAAGCAAAAAUAUAACAAUAUAUGCACGAAGAGAUCUCUUCAGUGAAACAAAAAAUCUAAAUAUGAGUAUAUCUUGUGAGGUUCAAGAAAUAAAUUCUGGAGAACUGGAUGGGCACAAUGAUUUCGUCAAUCUUGAACAAUUUGCUUAUACAGGAUUGACAGAAAUCUCAGGAAAUAUGUCACUUCCUGACAAUGUUUCAUGUAUAAACUUAAAUCCUGAAUACAAAGGAAAAUUAUUUGGUAAAAGAUUGUCAAAAUACAGGAUAUGUGGAAAAGAUUAUAGUUCUAAACUGGGAACUGUUGCCAUAAUUGGAAUUUCACUAUCAUGUAUUGUUGUUGCCUCAAUUAUUAUAGUUUUAUUAGUCAUAUACAUAUUAAGAAGACGCAAAACAAAAGGCUUCUCAGAAAUUGUCACAUCUACCGUUUAA